AUCAAGGCUUCACUUAGCAAAAGUGUUUUUUCAGGCAAAAUGAAUAUUGUCAUUCAACCGUUUCCAGAUGCUUAUAACUUUGGCCUGGGGGUGAAACAUCAGAUCUUUUCCUUAAGAGGUGACGAAGAAAAUCUGGCUGGGAUCAAACACCAAAAUGAGGAGGUGCAACAUCUUGCUAAGAAGGAAGCACUGAUGGAGGUUCAGGAGAAUAAUGUCUUCCUGGAAAGUGAAAUCAAGUCACCCAGAGAUGUGCCUGGAGGAGCAAACAGUGCUAUUGGAAAUUUGAAAAUUGCUGAAGUUGAUCCAGGUGGUCAUUUUGUAAAGAUCCUCAACUGUGCCCCUGAAAAAAAGGAAAGUAUUGGGGAUUAUCUCUUGAAGCAGGAUGUCCAAGGUCAACCAGUGACUGUAUUUCGGUUUCCCCCCGAGACCACAAUGGGGCCCAACUCCACUGUGACAGUUUGGGCAGCAGAUGCUACAGCGCUUUAUAAACCUCCUUCAGAUUUUCUUUGGAAGGACCUGGAGAGAUUUAGGACAAGCCUUGACUGUGCUACCAUUCUCUGUGAGCCUAGCGGUCAAGCUGUGGCUUGGUACACCCCUCUCUACUGGAACAGAAGGCAAGGAUGGGUGGCAAGAGAGGAAAGUGAAAAAUUUGAGAACAUUGUUAUGCCAACUUUCUCAACAAGAAAGCAAAAAGAGGGAUGGGAAAAUGAACAGGAAUUUACAAUAACUGAUACAGAGUGGAAGAGGACUGAUUCAUGGCAAGCAAGAAAAAAACGACAAAGCUUCCUUAAAAGGGAGAAAAAGACCUCUGCAUCCCUUUUCCCUAAUCAGAGUGCCUGGUGCCAAAGUCCAAACUCUCCCACGCACCCUCACUUUUCUCUGAUUAGACCAUUAACCAUGGGGAAUGAUGGCAGCAGUUUGUGCAGGCAGUCCCGGUGUCAGUCAGCAAGGCCUGACCCCGUGCCAG
Balearica regulorum gibbericeps (East African grey crowned-crane) is the source of this 967-nucleotide messenger RNA. NCBI's taxonomy places the organism in Eukaryota, Metazoa, Chordata, Aves, Gruiformes, Gruidae. The record is from RefSeq and is a predicted model, not a curated record.